Peronospora matthiolae is the source of this 2013-nucleotide messenger RNA. The record is from the annotation of a GenBank genome assembly. NCBI's taxonomy places the organism in Eukaryota, Oomycota, Peronosporomycetes, Peronosporales, Peronosporaceae.
AUGUCGUCCACCAGCAACGCCUCCAUUGACAAGUUCAACGGAGAUAAUUACGCAACGUGGAGCCGGUACAUGCGCGGUGUGUUUUUGACGAAGUCCGUCUGGCACGUUGUCAACCGUGAAGUGACUCCGACUUUCACCGACCCGCGAGCGUCCGAUGACUACGUCAAGGCAAGCAACGUCGCGUUUGGUAUGAUGCUGCUGCACAUGAACGCGGACUACCAUCAUGUGCUGGACAACUGCGAGGAAGCCUGGGUUGCGUGGACAAGUCUGAAGACGCUGUACGGUGGGUCGCAGAAGGCAGGACGCAUCUACCUCAAGCGACAACUUUUCAGUAUCAAGAUGGCUGAAGGCGCGAACGUCAUGCAUCACUGCAACGAGGUCCUCAACAUCUCCGCCAAGCUUAGCGGCAUCGGUGCGAAGAUGGAAGACGAAGACGUUGCAAUUUGUCUGCUACUCAGUCUUCCGAAGAGCUACGAAAAUGUGGUGCUCAACAUGGAAAUGAGCAGCACCGAGCUUCGCACUCAAGAUGUGGUGAGAGUCCUGACGAAUGAGCAUGCCAAGCGUCAAGGAGAAAAAGGGACAACGACAGCGACUACGGUGAAGGCUGAAGAUGCAAGCAAGGCAUUCAGCGCCGAGCGUGAGCCCUACCAAUGCACGUAUUGUGGCAAGGUGGGACACACGGUGGAUCGUUGCUGGACAAAGCAGAAGAACGAAGGUCGGGGAGCCCGACGCGGCGGCAAUGGUCGUGGACGCGGGGCUAACAAUGUCCAGUGGGGACAUCAUGAUGAAGGUAAUGGCUACGAUCGAGUGGCGUUUGCAGUCUCGUUCGAAUGUGGAGUUUCGACGAGCAUGGACGUGUCUGGAAUGUGGGCCGUCGACAGUGGUGCAACGCACCACAUUUGCCACGACAAGACCAAGUUCGCAAGUUUGGCAGAGCGCAAUGAGGGCGAACUCUUGGUGGCUGAUGGCAACAAGGUGGCCAUCAAGGGUGUGGGAACCAUAAUGGAAAAGGUGGUUCUGCCCAACGGUGAAGAGCGUGAGAUCGAAAUCAAGAACGCGCUAUAUGUUCCAAGUAUGAGCAAGAACCUGCUCUCGGUACCACAGAUUAACAGCCAUGGCAAGUUUCAAGUCGUGUUUGACGGGUCCAAGAUGUAUGUGACUCUCAAGAACUCACAGCAAGUGGUGGCGACAGCGGAUCUCGUGGAUGGACUCUACUGGCUUCGGACGACUCAACGAUCAGCGAAUGUGACAACAAGUGGAACCAGUUGUGCCGAUCUACAUGCGAGAAUGGGUCAUGCUCCAGUCGAUGUACUUCGCAAGAUGAUCGCGACCAACAUGAUCAAGGAUGUGCGAGUCCCUCUCAACAACCGAGACAAGCGCAGCUACGAUACGUUUGAGCUACUUCAUCUGGACAUCUGCGGGCCCAUGGAAAAGGAUUCGCUCGGUGGCAGCAAAUAUUUGCUGCUGAUCAUCGACGAAGCCAGUGGAUGCAUGAAGGGCUUUUGUCUACGAGUGAAGUCCGAGAGUGAAGACUACAUCCGGAAAUAUAUCACCAUGGUACAGACGCAAUUCUGUAAGAAGGUCAAGUUCGUGCGACACGACGGAGCUCGCGAGUUUGCAACCAACUCGCUUCAACUGUUCUACGAAGACGAAGGCAUUGAACAGCAGACAACGGUGCCGUAUGCACAUCAAACAAACGGAACAGCAGAGCGUGCCAUUAGGACUAUUGUCACGAUCGGCCGCAGCAUGCUUCAUCAUGCCAAACUGGACAAGUGUUUCUGGGCCGAAGCAGCGAUGACGGCCAUCUACGUCAAGAAUCGACUGCCGUCACCUAAAGUCGUGCACAAGACCCCGUUUGAGAUCGUCUACAACUUGAAACCAAGCGUCAAGCACAUGCGAACAUUCGGGUGUCAGACAUACAUACUGACGCCUAAAGAGAAUCGACUCAAGUGGGAUACAAAGGCUCGCGCUGGCAUAUUCGUGGGCUACGAAGAAGUUUCGAAGGCAUGUUGA